AUAUGCUCAAUUCCGGACAGAAGCAUAUGAAGUAACGACUUCAUUCUCAUACAUGACUAGUUAUUCAACUUUCAAAAGUUACAAACAGAAAUAAAGCAUGGCUGCAGCAGAUCAGCCUACCGAUAUUCAAGAUGCAAGACCUGCAUCACUAACAAUCCCCGAAGAGCCCUACAGUAUCUUUGACAAGCGACAGAAACUGUUGAUCGUGCUCAUCGUCUCAACCGCCGGAACUUUCUCCGGAUUCGCAUCCAACAUCUACUUCCCUGCGCUCCCCACCAUCUCCCACGACCUCAGCGUCUCAGUGGAGCUCGUCAACCUCACGGUGACAUCGUACCUGAUCUUCCAAGGCGUCGCGCCCAGCCUCUGGGGGCCCAUCUCCGAUGUCCGGGGCCGGCGCAUCGCGUACUGCUGCACCUUUCUCGUCUUCCUCGGCGCCUGCGUCGGGCUCGCGGAGACGCGGAACUACGCCACGCUGAUCGUGCUGCGCUGCCUGCAGAGCACGGGCAGCGCGAGCACGGUGGCGAUCGGGUCCGGCGUCAUCGGAGACAUCACGACGCGCGCGGACCGCGGGGGGUUCAUGGGGAUCUUCCAGGCUGGGCUGCUCGUGCCUGUUGCGAUUGGCCCGGUGAUUGGGGGUGCGUUGGCGAGAUCGUUGGGGUGGAGGGCGAUAUUCGUGUUCUUGGCCAUCUACAGCGGCGCUUUUCUGCUGCUGUUGAUUGUGCUGCUUCCCGAGACUUUGAGGUCGAUUGUGGCGAAUGGCGGGCGUGCGACAUCAUCCAACCUCAUGGUGAGAUACCCCCUGGUUGUCUAUCAUAAAACCACACGAGUCAAGUGGAACCGGGAAGCAGCUCCCGCACAACCUGCAGCGAGAAAUCGCAUUGAUGUUACCGGCCCGUUCCGCAUCCUCGUCAGCAAGCAGGCGUCUCCCAUCAUCAUCUUCAUCGCCCUGUACUACGCCGUCUGGCAGAUGAGCAUCACCGCCAUGUCCACCUUAUUCGAGGACCGCUAUGGCCUUGGCGAGACCCAAAUCGGGCUCACAUUCAUUGCGAACGGGGUAGGCUCCAUGAUAGGCACGUUCGUGACAGGGAAGAUCCUCGAUAUCGACUACCGCCGGGUCAAGGCCAAAUACGAGAGUCAACUAAGCCCCUCUGACGCCGAGGCGGGCGGAAGAGGCGAUUCGCUUCCAGCUGCUGCUCGAAAAGACGCAGACGACGGUUUCCCGCUUGAAAAAGCACGGCUCAGACUCAUCCCCGUCUUCUCCCUAAUCCAGUGCCUGUCCAUCCUCCUCUUCGGCUGGACGAUCCAGUACCCCGAGCACGUCCACAUCGCCGUUCCCAUCGUGUCGACCUUCGUCACCGGCUGGACCGCCGUGUCCACGCAGUCAGUCGUGACGACGUACCUCGUGGAUCUAUUCUCUGACAGGAGCGCUGCCGCAAGCGCGAGUCUAAAUCUCGCGAAGUGUCUCCUGGCUGCUGCUGGUACUAGCGUCGUGAUGCCGAUGGUAAAUGGCAUUGGGGUUGGGCUGGCUUUUACGAUAUGUGCUGUCCUCCAGGGCCUGGGGCUGUUGGGUGUGGCUGUGUUCGUGAUCAAACGGGGGAGAGAGAAAGGAAGGAAGAGGCGGGUGGAAGUUUGAUAUAGGAGAAGGCUGCCAAUCAUGUUAUUGGAUUUCACAUUUCACUCCGUUACGGGAUAGGGCAUAUCAUGAUAGAAGCAAUCGCGCCUAACUAAUAGAGAACUCUAGUCUUUUUUUUUUUCGGUCUUUUGGAUCUUAUGGGCGCCAUGAAGUUGUCUGAGGAUUAGAUACAUAGGUGCCUACAAAGUAUUCAAUGUAUCAAUCUCCUACUCCUACUUCCCCAAUAUUAUCAUCCC
Messenger RNA from Hypoxylon fragiforme, 1869 nucleotides. Its product is annotated as MFS general substrate transporter. NCBI's taxonomy places the organism in Eukaryota, Fungi, Ascomycota, Sordariomycetes, Xylariales, Hypoxylaceae. Gene Ontology annotation, molecular function: transmembrane transporter activity. Gene Ontology annotation, biological process: transmembrane transport. Bases 98 to 1633 code for a protein of 511 amino acids. The transcript is spliced from 2 exons. The record is from RefSeq and is a predicted model, not a curated record.